Molecule: messenger RNA, 5598 nt
Organism: Mytilus californianus (California mussel)
Lineage: Eukaryota; Metazoa; Mollusca; Bivalvia; Mytilida; Mytilidae
Product: trichohyalin-like
Exons: 32
Coding region: 282-3881 (1199 amino acids)
Source: RefSeq, a predicted model, not a curated record
GGGACUUUAAAAUUAUUGUACUUCCCUGAUAACUGCAAGGUGCUUCGUAACUACACAAUCAAAACAACUUAUUAAACGGUAGAUUACUUAAAUAUGAAUUUCAGAAUUGGAUAAUAUGCGACAUUGGUCCAUCUGAAUCAAAAUUCAACAUCAGAUAUACUUUGGAUUGCUAGAAAUCAACGACUAUUCGGUUGCUAACCACGCGAUUUCAUCGACUGCUUCUCAACAACGGAAGUGCAUAAAAUUAAUUGCUUUGGUUCUAAUCAGAACAUAGCACUAAAAUGAGUACCAUGGUAGAUAAUAGAUGGGAUCCUAUUCUUCAGAACCAACAAGGACCAAUAACUUCUGGCUAUGUUAGUAAUAGUGAUAUUAGACAAAGAGAAAGAAAAGAUCAAAUUAAAUGGGAAAGACAAAGAGAGUAUGAAGACCUGAUGAAUAAGCCAGGGGAACCAGAGCAAGGCCAACAACAACAGCGAACCCCACCAGUAUAUUAUAAAACAGGAGCAGCAGGAAAUAGUUUACCAUUAGGGAGUUACGAGGAAUCCCGUAGGACUUUAGAUGAUCAGCGCCAACAAGAGUACAAUCAAUUUGUAGCCCAGAAAAAAGAUACAGAAAACAAAAGGAGAGAAGAAUUGUACAGAAACUCUCAACAAAAUUAUAGACCUCCACCUGAGCCAGAAAUGUAUGAUCACGGUCAGAUAGCAAAAGACCUCAGAGAAGAACGGCAAAAGGAAUAUAAUGAUUAUCUUAAACAGAAAAUAUCAGAGGAACACUCUCGUAUCAAACACCGACAUAGAUACACACCAGCUGGUGGGCUACCUAUAGGGCAGUACGACCUCCAAAGGAAAAGACUUAGAGAUGAACUCAGUCGUGAUUACAAACAGUCUUUACUCAAGCAAAGACAAGAUCAGUUGGUAUUUAGGGCAAAGGAAUUUCAACUGGAUUCAGCCCCUGAAUAUCUGGGCAACUUAAACGAGGAGAGACCUCUUGUAGGCUCUCCACGAAAUUCUUAUGAGAUUCCAAGAUAUCAGAGAGAGCAGGAAAUUCACACUAGACGACAAAUACCACCGACUCCACCUGGUGGUCUGAAUAUUGCCACAGAACAAGAAAGAAAAAGGGUAGAAGAUUUAAAGAAAACAAUGUACAGAGAUGAACUCUUAAAGCAACAAAAAGAACAGUUAUAUAACAGAGCAACACAGCAAGGGGAAGUUUCUGUAAUAAACAGAUCGUCACCCACUCAGGCUCCACCAAACCAAAUAUCUCCUAGAGGUAGACCACCUCCACAUCCAGACUCAGGUAGAAGGAGAGGACCACCACCUCCACAGAACGACAGAAUGGAUAAAUCCAGAGAGACUCCGAACUACUGGAAUGAAGGUCGACAAGCUCCGUCUCCUAAAUCUGUAGAAUCAGAUAGCAAAAAUGUUCAACCUAAAAAUGGUGAAUCUGAAACAAAAAACAAACAGCCUAUGGAAAGUCACAGACCCCAGGAAGGAGAGCUGAGGACUGGCUUCUUUGAUGACAGAAGACAGAGUCCCUUAAACAGAGAUGAAAGGCACCAAGAUUAUCAACAGUUUUUAGCAAAUAAACAGAGAGAGGAUGAUAUGAGACAUCAGAGAUUAGAGGACCAACGACACGCACCACAUCUGGAUUUAUCAAAGGGAGAUUACUAUGAUGCUGAAACAUAUGAACGAAAGCGACAGUCUUUAAAUUCAGAGAGAAAGAAUGAUUACCAGAAUUUCCUUUCAAAGCAAAAGGAGAACAAACCUCCAAUGUCUCAAGUUAAAGAAACUGAAGAUUUUCAAACAGAAAGACGCCAUGUUUUAGCUGAAGAAAGAAACCGAGAAUACAAUGAGUUUUUAGAACAGAAACGAAAAAUGAGACCUAUAACAAGUGACAUGGGCGGGAUAACUUACGCAUCUAAUUACAAGAAAGAUACCCGGCCUCAUUCUGACAGGAUCUUGUCCCUUUAUAAAGCUUUACCACCUGAUCAGAGGUCAGAUAUGAGAUUAAGACCAGUGACCCCUGAUCAUUGGUCAGCUAGUUUAAGUAUCAAUGAAGAUGCCAAGACGGCCAGAAAAAUGUCAAUGAAUAUGGAACGGAAAAGAGAAUAUAACAAUUACUUAAAAACCCAAAGCAGUAAAAAGCCACAGGGAUUGACAAAGGAGAACACUCCACAAGGCUAUGGCAGUCUUCAUUUCAAUGAAGAAUAUAGCGAAAGACGUGAAAUAGCACAGAAGCAGGCUCUCAAUGAGGAAUAUAACCAAUACCUUACAAAGGAAGGUUUGAAAGAUGAAAAAGUUGAACCUCUGCAAUUGGAGGAAGAUUUUCAGACUAGACGACAAAAAGAACUUGCCAUGGAAAGGCAUCAGGAUUUUGUAGAUUUUUUGGAGAAGAUGAGUAACAGACAGAACAUGAUAGCAGAUAAAUUAUUUACAAAUCGUCCUUCAUAUAGGCAGUAUACACCAGAAAGUCUUCAGGGGUUACCGAUAGGUCAGACACGAUACGAUCAUCAGAAACGACAACAAGAAGUACAACGAAACAGAGAAUAUAACGAACAUUUAGCUAAGAAAGGAGAGAAGAUUGGAAUGGAAGAUGAAUUACUGACGAGACGUGAUAUGACCUUGAAGAAAUACAUGGAAGAUCAAGUUAAGAGUGAAAUGCAUGACAAGAAGUCACCAGAACAGGGAAGAAGGGAGUGGAUAGAUACUUCCGGUCCUAAAGGAAUUAUUGCAGGGGUCGAUUCAUAUAACUAUGAUAAACGUAAAACAUUUGCUGAGGAACGUAAAAAAGAAUAUAAAGAUAUCAUGGAAAAGAAAGCAGGUGCUUCUUCCACAAAAGUAGAGGUCGAGGAACCAGUUCAAGAACAGGAGCCAGCUUUAGAACGGAAACCUACCACACCUAUUAACCUUAAUGCUGUGAAGAUUUUCCCUGUGGGAUCAGGUUAUACCAGAAGACAACGUGAAUUACAAGCAGAAAGAAAGAAAAAUUUCAAAGACUUUGCUGAAAAGAAAAAUGAAAUCUAUAAAAAGCAGCAAGAAAACCGUGAGAGUUUUCGUGAAAUGUUAGAUCGUGAACUCAUGGAGUCGCCACCUAUAAUACCUAUUGGUGAAUAUGACACAAAGAAACGUCAGUUCAAACAAGAAGCCCACCAAGAAAUGGUCAAUUUCCUUGAACGGCAACCCCAUGGCAACAGAGAUAAAGAGUUUUGGAAUAAAGUUACAAAGCCGAGAAUACUUCCUCAGUCUGGUGAAUAUAAAAACCGUAAACAAAAGCUGAAUGAUGAGCUACGUAAAGACUGGCGUGAUUUUGUUCUUAAGCAAGAACCUCCUAGAGAAAGAAUUAAAGAGUUUGGUACCCCUGGUGCAGUAUUGUUCACAGGGGAGUAUGAAAAAACACGUCAGAAAGUGAGAGACGAGAGGACAAAAGAUUAUCAUGAGUUUAUACAGAAACAUGGCGGCCAUGCUCCUCGACGAAUGCCAGACCAAGCACCAGCUAACAGUAUUGGUUUUAUGGCUAACCUUGGAUUUCAUGAUAGGGAGAGAGAAAAAUUAAAUAAAGAAAGACAGGGAGAAUACAGGAAGUUCUUAGAUGAGAAAGCUUUUGGUAAAGAAGGCAUGCCGCGGGGUCGACCUAACUGGGUAGAUGGAAAGGUACCUCCUGAUAGUUGGUUCCAGCAGGAUCCUCCACCAUUUCACAAAAGUCCUGUAAGGGACCAGGAACCUCCAAGAGAUCGUCCAGCAAGUUAUGGCAGAAGGCAAACUCCAUCAUAUGAGGAAAUUUUAGACUCAAAGCGAAGAGAGGAAGCUUCAUACAGACGAUUUGAAGAUCCAGAAUACUCGAGGGCUGGUGGAUUAGGUGGACCAAAUGACAGAUAUGACUAAUGGUAUUCCUGUAAAAUAAUAGAUGCUCAUCACCAUAGCAACAACAUUAAUUAUAAUGACCCAGCAACCAAAUAAAUAGGGAUGACUUAGCAACAACAAAACUGUGAUAUUUAUGUCCAAUAUUAUGUGAUAUUUGAAUUUAUUUAACCAAGAAAAUAAGGAUGGAUAGCUCUCUUGUAUUAUAUAUAUGACAAUGUUUUAUUUAGCCAGAGGAUUAUCACGUCUUUUAUACUAAUACAUAGUACAGAUGAAACAUAAACUUGGAUUUUCAUAAAUGAAAUUGAAUACACAUUUAUUUAUUAAAAAGUAAAAACAGUAUGUAGAUUUACAAUUUAGAAGUAGAAAUGAAACACAUAGUUACAAUAGUGAUUUAAUUGUAUUAAGAAACACAGAAAAUUUGUGCCAAAUUAUCAUUUCUAUUAUACAUAUUAAAGUAAAAAGUUGUGUAAAAUAAUUAAUUUACAUCAAGAAUGAAAUUUUGUUAUUCCUUCUAAUUUCAUUUAUUUGAAAUGUAUAGAUUUUUUAUGAUUAUGCAUUAUUACAAACACUGAAUUAAUUAUUUUAAAAUUUAGAUAAAUAUCUUACAUUAAGAUUCGAACAAUACCUUUUCAAUAAUUAAUUGGUUUUAUAUUCUGUUAUCUUUAUGACUUCAGUUUCGUUUUUUGAAGGUAUAGGUUAUUUUGAUUUAAUUUUAUCAUACCAAACAAAAGAAAUUUAUAGAUAAGCACAAAUCAGACAAUUUUAAUUGAUUUUCUUUAGAUAUUUAUUUAGUUUUUAGGUCUGUCUCUUAAAAAUAGAUGUGUUUGCUACAUUGUAACAUAAUAUCACACAUACUAUUUUAUAUUAUUUCACAUUUUUCUAUGAUUAUAUUUUUAUAUAUCAUACUUUUAUUUUUAUAUAUAUUUAAUUUAUUAUCAAUAUCCGUCCAUAUUUUUGCCAUAUUGAAAGGUAUUUUUAUGUCAUAAUAGUAAUUUCAGUAUUUCAUUAUUCGUUGGUCUCUUCAUUUCAAUUCUUGUGUUUUACAAGAUGGUUUUUAAUUAUUCAAACACUUCUGCAAGUUUAUUCUGAUUAUUUUGUUUUUUUGUCUUUGUAUAUUAAUGUUAAGACUGUAUGUGUGUCUAAUAUUGUUGUCUUGGGUUUAUUAAUAUUUUUACAAUUGUUGUUAUAACAAAGACUUAAUUAUCAUUGCCAGAGAUAGCUGAUAUGUCAGAUUAAGGUUUUGAUAACAUUGAAUGUUGAAGAUACUUUUUUUGUUUAAAGUUUAAAGUAUAUGGAGUGAUAAAUAUCUGACAGAUUUAUGGAAGAUUAAAGUCAAUAUUUCUAUAUUUAAAAGUAAGAUGCAAAUUUACAUACAUAAUUUGGAAACAAGAAUAAUUCUGGUUUGAAAUUUCACAUCAAAGGAUAUAAUAAAUUUUCAGAUUAAUAGUUAUAGUAUGACAAAAUUUUGUUAAUUCUUUUUUAAAAUUCUUUUUCUGUUUAUUGGAUCAAAAACUUGCAACUCAUAUUCUACUUGGUAUAUUAAUAAAACUUGCCAAUUGUAAUUUGAAUACAUUUUAUGUUGAUGUCACUGUGACCUACUUUAAUGUUUGAACUUUUUGGGUCUGGGUAUAAGUGUUUCUAUAGUGCUAGAUAUAUGUUGUAGCCUCAGUGCUACACCUCUUAUUUAUUUGUAUAAGAUAGAAUUAUGAAGAAAUAAAAUGUUUUCAUAUCUUUUAAA